UAUAUAUACGCUAUUGUCGUUAUAUCUUUUUACUUUUUCAUUUUCUCCAGAAAAUGUUGCAUUACGCCACGAUUGCCUCGCAGUAUCAAGCUGCUAUUGACAACGUUCUGUGGAAUGAGGAGGUGGGAACUUGGCUCGAUUACGAUACAAGAACUAAGCAAUCCAGAAAUACGUUCUAUCCUUCGAAUCUGUCGCCUCUGUACACGAUGAGCUACGAUCAGAAUAAAAGUACUAAAUAUGCAAAGCGAUCUAUUUCCUAUCUCAGAAAAAAUAAAAUCGACUCGUACUUCGGUAAGUCAAACAGAUUGCCUUUGAUAUUUUUAUCGCAUAUUACCGAUUAAAUAUUUCUCUCUCCUUUUUUUC
Messenger RNA from Pogonomyrmex barbatus (red harvester ant), 363 nucleotides. RefSeq names its product trehalase. Gene Ontology annotation, molecular function: alpha,alpha-trehalase activity. NCBI's taxonomy places the organism in Eukaryota, Metazoa, Arthropoda, Insecta, Hymenoptera, Formicidae. Gene Ontology annotation, biological process: trehalose catabolic process. The record is from RefSeq and is a predicted model, not a curated record.